Paramecium octaurelia is the source of this 1687-nucleotide messenger RNA. Lineage: Eukaryota; Ciliophora; Oligohymenophorea; Peniculida; Parameciidae. The record is from the annotation of a GenBank genome assembly.
AUGAAGUUAAAGAAAUAGUCAUCUCAAAAGGAGACGUCAAAAAAGGAUUAAAAAAAGAGUAUUAUCGAAUUAUAACAUAGUGAGAAGAGGAUUCAAAGCCUGUAAGUCUUGUGGAUUCGAACUUCACAUCCACUAAAAAAUUUGUAAGAAUUGCAAUCAUGAAAACACAUUUGUCAAUAAAAUCUCCUUCACGCAAUCCAAAAAUAACACCAUUGACUUUUUUAAGAAGAUAACUGAAAACUAAACCAAAGGUAAUUUUCUGGUCUCACUCUAGUAGAAAAUGUAGAAAAGAAAAUAAAAAAGGUUCCUCAAAAAUUAAUGACACGCAUUCAUGUUUUUAAGAAAUCUUUCCUCUACAACAAUGAAAGCAAUUUGGAUGAAAACCUAAUCAAAUCCAUAUCCAAUAAUUCCGCCAAAUAAGACAGCAUCGAUCUAAUACAAAGAAAUGAAUUUAAAUUAAACAAAAAAGAAAUUUUGGUUGACUCCCUUCCUGUUGAAAGCGGUCAAUUUCACAAGUUGGAGAAGGGCUACUUACUUUAUUUUGGUUGUUCCCUAUUAAAUAUAGCAAUAAACAAAGGUGUCAUUUUAGUGAGUAUCUAAAUGAAUUAAUAUGACAACCAAUAGUUUAGCUAGUUGCAUUUAUAUGGCAAGACAUACGAAGGCGAUGGAGUAUUGGGAAUCAUAUAAUAAUAAAAAAUUAGAUACAUGCAUCAUAAUGAAGGUGCCAUUACUCAAAUCAAAUUCUACCCUUAAUCAAUAACCACAAUAGGCACCAUCAAUGCAAAGGGCAGCUUCACAAUGCUUUCCUUAGUCAACACAAUAUCUGAUAAAUUGAAAAUACUAUGCAAGAUCGAUAUUCCUAAUCAAAUUCUAAAUUGUUUCGAUUGGUGUCCUUGCAAAGAAUAGAAAAUAUCGAUUGGAGAUUAACAAGGGAACAUCUACAUUAUAGAAAUAAAAGGAGAAGACUUUGUGAUUGUCAAUUUCCUUGAAUCAUAUCACAUGGGAAUCAUCAAAGAUUUAUAGUUUUAUAUUCACAAUGAUAACAAUUCUCCUUUAUUGCUAAGUGGUGGUUAUGAUGGCAACCUUAAGAUUAUUAACCCUUCCAAUUCUUAAGAAAUAUUUAACAGACACAUUACUUCAAAGGGAAUAUCAUAAGUAAAAUGGGAUAGAGGUGGAAAAUUCAUUUUAUGCAUCAAUGAUGAUCCAAACCAAAAGGCUUUAAUGUUUUGCUUCUUUUCUAUUAUAAAAAAGGAUUCAAUUCAAGUUUUACAAAACGUUGAAAAACGACUCAUCCAACCAUUAACUGGGGAUGAUGAGACUCAAGUAAAUAUGUAAUAUUAUAUAGAGCUGUGCAUAUAAUCCAUUCCACCAUAAAAUCUACUUUGCCUCAUAGAAUGGAACCAUCUAUGGAGCUGAUAUUGAGCAAAUUAGAAAAUAGGCUAUUAAAAAAGAGAAGAAGCAAACGUAUUAAUCAGCAGUAGUUCACUUUGGUUAAGUUCUUUUAGAAAAUAAUACAAUUUCAUACAUUACUUCGAAAACUUCAGGAAGCUAUAAAAAAUCUAUUCAAGUACUUCUUUGAUAUUAAAACUAGUACUAUGAUUGGAGUUAAGGGUAUCAUUUUUUGGAUGUAGACGAAUCAGGAAAUUUAAUUUUGGGAAACAUUCUAGGAGUUUUAAUUAUGUUAUGA